Monopterus albus (swamp eel) is the source of this 2011-nucleotide messenger RNA. It is a transcript of the gene exd1, whose product is annotated as exonuclease 3'-5' domain containing 1. Gene Ontology annotation, cellular component: PET complex. The transcript has 11 exons. NCBI's taxonomy places the organism in Eukaryota, Metazoa, Chordata, Actinopteri, Synbranchiformes, Synbranchidae. Gene Ontology annotation, biological process: piRNA processing; nucleobase-containing compound metabolic process. The coding region runs from base 186 to 1475 and encodes 429 amino acids. The record is from RefSeq and is a predicted model, not a curated record. Gene Ontology annotation, molecular function: nucleic acid binding; 3'-5' exonuclease activity.
UCCGGGCUCUUGCAGCCGAUAGAGAGAGGACCUUGAUCUCGUGUAAAUGUCGUUACCCACGUGAGUGGGUUAGGGUUAGAGAAAUUCGUGAUUUAGUGGGGUAGAGAAUUAACGGCGAGUGUUGUGCACCGGUCCCCUUAGAUUUAUUGUGCACAUAGCUGCCGUAUCUCCAACGGCCUGUUAAAAUGAUUGUGGACGACGUUCAGUUUGUCAGUAUUCUUGAAGGAAAACGAGUCAAAUUAACCCUCAAGACUGAAUCGUACGUUGGUGUCAUCCAACGUAUAACUCACAAAGCGCUGAUUUUGUCGAACGUUGUUUGUUGCAGUAAUGGCGGUAAACAUCCCGGGUCGACAAUGUUCUGUGGGCACGACGUUCGGAAGGUGGAAUUCAUCCACGAACCAGUCGCGGACAGUGGAGGUGAAGACCAUUUCACUGUAAAAGAGUGUCAGCUAUACAGGGAGACGGCCACAUGGGAUGAUGAUGAUAAAGAGGAGCACAUCAAAUUUGUGGUCAUCAAUGAGUUUCAUGAAAAGUUUGGGCCGGCUGUUUUAGAAAUUCAGAAGCAGCAUGUGAUUGGUGUGGGAGCUGAGGGAGUUGAAGCAUUUAAGCAAGGGAGAAUGUGUUGGUUACAGAUUGCAACUGAAAACAAGGUAUACCUCUUUGAUAUGCUGUUACUUGGAGCCCAGGCAUUUAAGAAUGGUCUCUCUAUGAUCCUGGAAGAUAACCGCAUACUAAAGGUCAUUCAUGACUGCAGAGCCAUUGCUGGAUAUCUGAUUUCUCAGUUUGGAAUAAAGUUAACCAACAUCUUUGACACACAGGUGGCAGAUGUCGUAUGCUUUCAUUCGGAGACAGGAGGGUUUCUUCCCAAUAGAGUUGGUACUCUUGAGCAGGUUGUGAGGCUCCGUCUGAAGGUGCCGUCCUCCCAGCUCUUAUUCCUUCAGAUGAAGUCCCAGCUCACCAAGGAGGAAAGGAAGGUGUGGUACAAGCGUCCGUGUCCUGUACCUCUGCUGAAGGUGUUGGCUCUGUCAGUAGUCCACCUGAGGCCUCUCAGGCAGGUGCUGCUACACACCUUCAUGUCAGAUUACAUGGCCCUGGUGGAUUCAUACCUCAGCAGCAGCUACUACGAACCCGAUGAACUGGAGCAAAUAAACAUGGAGAGUGUGUUGGAGUUGCCCAGAGAGUUGAGGCAGCUCAAACAAAUGCAUCAAGAGCGGAAGAAGUUGGCUGCAGGUCACUACCCUGUCACAGAGCAGGGUCUGCUUUCUCGUUUCAACCCUCAGUCUCCAUCCCUGACCUCUCCUGCAGCAGAGGAGCAGACCCAGACCCAGACCCAGGAAGGCUCCUUUCCAUCUGCAAUUGUAGAAUCACUUUCAUCCGGACAAGUGGGCCUUCACCAGCCAGAGAGAAGUGUUACGCCGACUCCCCAGAUCCAGUUCUCUUCACUCAGUCGGUCAUUCAGGUCUUUCAGAUAUUAAAAGAAGUGUCACAAAGCCUAUAUAGAAUAGAUGGGACUGCCUUACAAAUUUUUCAGAUAUGUUGUUCUCCUAGAGUGACCAGUAGAUGGUAGCACAUUUUUUGUCCUGUGUUAAGGUUUGUUUAAUACCAGGUGCUUAAGAAAAUACAUUCAUGCUUGUUGAAAAAUAUUUUUUUGUUUUUAGGACAUGGUAUGCAAGUUUAUCUAAAUGUAUUUGCAUUAGACAAAUGUUGCCUUUGUGUUGUAUUUUAUGAGCAUUUUGCAUGUGCAUCUUUUUGAAUUUGGUUUUGAUUCAGUGGUAAUUGAUUGAUGUUAACAGUUUCCCUUUGGGGUCAAUUAUCUAUCAAUUUUUGUCUAAUAUAUUCAUAUAUGUAAAGGCAAAACUCCCAAGUGUUUGUCAUUGAUUAUUAUCAUACCAAAGGUUAUUAUACUGUGUCAGUGCCUCAAAGUGCCAAUAAAUAAUGCCUUUGAUUGGUGGAAAACAAACUACAACCAUAAACAAAUCCACAUGCCCAUUAAGCCAUCAUGUGCUAACCU